Molecule: messenger RNA, 756 nt
Organism: Acanthosepion pharaonis
Lineage: Eukaryota; Metazoa; Mollusca; Cephalopoda; Sepiida; Sepiidae
Source: the annotation of a GenBank genome assembly
AUGUUUAUUUCUUUUCACCAUCUCUCUUUUCUUACUCCAGUCAUUUUCAGUGAAUGGCAAUCGUUUAGUAACUUUGUUUUUAUUGUAAAGAAAAAUUUCCAACUUCUCUUUGUAAAAAUGGAGAGUCUUUAUCACCAAACCAACAAAGUAAUUCAGGAAGUUCAAAAUGAUUUGUCUCUGCUGGAACGGGCAACUGGCCAGAAUGUGCACAUUGUGGAAAAUGAAAUCCAAGCACACAUUGACAUGAUCACCAGCCAUUGUGAACGAUUAGAUAUGUUGGUCAACAAAGAACCAGUAAGUCGGAGAGCCAAUGCCAAAAUGCGAGUUGAUCAACUGAAGUAUGACUGUCAGCACCUUCAAGCAGCCAUGAGACACUUACAACACAAACGAUAUCAACGUGAAGAGGAAGAACGAGAACGCACAGCUCUGUUGUCAAGAAAAUUCACUCCCAAUGAACAAGACACUUCAAUUGAAAUGGAUCAUGCUUUAAGGCACAACACCCAAUUGCAGAAUUCUCACCGAGGUUUAGAUGAUUUGCUUGUGGCUGGCAGUAGUGUGUUGGGCAGUUUGAGGGAACAGUCAGUAACAUUGAAAGGAACACAAAAGAAGAUUCUAGAUAUUGCCAACAUGCUUGGUCUAUCCAACACUGUCAUGAGACUGAUUGAAAAACGGACAUCACAGGACAAGAUCAUUCUUUUCGUCGGCAUGUUUGUCACUGUCCUUAUAAUGUAUAUAGUCAUUGCUUACCUCAUCUGA